Sphaerodactylus townsendi is the source of this 1743-nucleotide messenger RNA. It is a transcript of the gene IL17RB, whose product is annotated as interleukin 17 receptor B. The coding region runs from base 249 to 1682 and encodes 477 amino acids. Gene Ontology annotation, molecular function: interleukin-17 receptor activity. The record is from RefSeq and is a predicted model, not a curated record. NCBI's taxonomy places the organism in Eukaryota, Metazoa, Chordata, Lepidosauria, Squamata, Sphaerodactylidae. The transcript has 12 exons.
GCGGAGGCUCCGCCAGGUUCACCGAAGAGGCGCCGGCAGAGGUCGCGGCGAAGGCAGCAUGGAGGCGGGACUUUCCGUGCUGCUGCUGCUGCUGGCCGCGAUGCUGAGCGGUUGCCGCUCUCCGGGGGAAGCCCAGCAGGAUAUCUGCCUGUAGUUUAUCAGUGUUGUUGCUUUCCAUAUCUAGUGUGACAUUUCAAGAUUCUGUUACCAAGUUGAUCUCAUGGAUCAUUGUGAGAACCUUAAUCCAAAUGGCUGAGAUCAGUACACAUUCAAAGUCCAUGCGGUGUGGUAUAGAAAAUGGCCCUUCUGCUGAGUUGGAGAAGUGGCACAACUUUACACCAUCAGAUCUCGAUGAUAUAAGUGCCCAGAUUGUUGAAACAGAUGGAGCAGUUCAAUUAAAUAUUACCUGGACCAUUAGUGCAGACGCUAGCAUUAGAGAUCUGAAUGCCACCAAGCUAUGCAUAUCAACAUAUGGUCACCCAACAUGUAUUAGGUGUGACUAUACAAAACCUUUUGAAAGCCAAACCAGGCACAGGGAUCAAAAAUGGCAGUUCUACUAUGUUGGAUUCCCUGUGGAAGAAAAUACCAAUUACUUCAUUGACGGUUACAACCUACCACCAGCCAACCCGUAUGAGGAUAUUCCAUCAAAAUCAGUAACACUCAAGUCUCCAGACUGCAAAAAUGAUAUGUUGAAGUAUAGCAGAACUUGCAUAGAAAAAGGAAGUCUAUGGGAUCCAAACAUAACUGUAUGUAAAAUGGAUUCAGAAAUAGAAGUGAGUUUUACAACUAGUAACCUGAGUCCCACUUAUGCAGUCCUCAUUUGUCAAUCUGAAAAUGAAUGCAGUGAUAAAACUCUUCAAGAAAUAUCCUAUAUCAAGAAGAAUGAUACUAGAAUUUCUGAAAGAAUACCAGUGAAUAGUCCAAGCAGCAAAAACUAUAUAGAGCUAAUUCCUUAUUUUCCAAGAUGUGAUCCUGAUUGUCCAAGGCACUCCAAGUACCAACUUGAGUGUACUGUAAAGUCUACCACUGGACCCAUCAAGACACUUUCAGUAGAAAUGUAUGUUUGCAUAAUUGCUGCAGUGUUUGUGAAAGUGUGCAUAAUUGCUAUAGCACUAUAUGUCAAGAAGAGGCAUGGUACAGUCCUGAUAUGGCCGUUCCCCCAUCCUUCAGUACAACUAAUUCCUAUUAAGAUCCUUCUAAUAUAUCCCCCUUCUGUCUGCAUUCACCACACGGUCCUUGCUUUUGCAGAGUUUCUACGUGAACGCUGCCAAAGUGAUGUUAUUGUAGAUGUAUGGCAAAAACGGAGAAUUGCUGACAUAGGACCAGUGCAAUGGCUUGCUGUUCAGAAAGAAUUAGCUGAUAAAGUCAUAUUUUUCAGUCCAAGCCGUACAGAGCCUGCGUGUGAUUCAGCUUGUAAAACAUCUACAGAAGGUCAAAAUGAGAACUCUGAGAGUAUGUUCACUCUUGCAUAUAACCUUUUCUGUAGUGACUGGAAAAACCACUCUUCUCUCCAUAAGUACAUGGUAGUUUCUUUCAGUGAUGCACAUUCAAUUAAAUCUCUUCCAAGUGCCUUGACUAUCUGUAGAAAAUAUUUUCUAAUGAAGGAUUUUGACUCCUUUCUUCGAGAGCUUUACCCUUCAGCUGUAGUAAAGGCAGAAAUUCAAAGGACAGCUAUUGUCUAAUAUGAAAAGUAAACUUCACAUAUAGUGCUGCAACAUAGGGAAUAAAACCCAAAAGAAAAAU